Molecule: messenger RNA, 3179 nt
Organism: Motacilla alba alba
Lineage: Eukaryota; Metazoa; Chordata; Aves; Passeriformes; Motacillidae
Gene: SLC66A3
Product: solute carrier family 66 member 3
Exons: 7
Coding region: 144-749 (201 amino acids)
Source: RefSeq, a predicted model, not a curated record
UCCGCCGGGCCCGGCUCUCCCCUCCUCGCGCCCCGGGCAGUGCAGGCGCCCCGGGCGCUCCGUGAGGGCCGCGCCGGCGCCACCGUCCCACCGCACCCCGCCCGCCGCUCCGCGGAUUCCCCGUCCCGGGCCGCCGCAGCGGGAUGGCGCCGGGGCUGCUGGACCUGGUGCACUUGACAACCUGGGCCGUGUGUGCCGUGAUCAAGCUGCCGCAGCUGGUGGCGGUGCUGAGGGCCGGCUCGGCGUGGGGACUCAGCGUGAGCAGCCUCCUCCUGGAGCUGGCCGGCCUCCUUGUGUUUCUGAGGUACCAGAUCUAUUAUGGUUACCCCCUGGAGACAUACCUGGAGUUUCCUGUCGUCAUUGCACAAGAUGUCAUUCUCUUGUCCUGUAUUAUGCAUUUCAGUGGAAAAGUGAGACGAGCUUUUUUCUAUGCAGUCGUAUUUUGGGUGGGCUGGUACAUGCUAACACUGCAGAAGUGGAUAAUAGACCUGGCCAUGAAUCUGUGCACGUUCAUCAGUGCAGCCAGUAAGCUGGUUCAGCUGCAGCAUCUCUGGGAGACAAAAGAUUCGGGACAAGCGAGCGCCCUGACCUGGGGCUUGUCUGUAUAUGCCUCUGCAGCAAGAAUUAUUACAACUGUAAUGACUACAAAUGAUCGCGCAGUUCUCAUCCGUUUCAUAGUCAUGCUCAUUCUCAAUAUUUGGGUCACAGCCACAAUCCUGCACUACAGGAAGACUAAAAAGACUGAUUAGACGACACUCAUCAGCACACAUAUCAUUAACAUAAAGGAAAAAAAAAAAUUAAGCCUAGAGAAUUUAAGAAUUCUUCAAAGAUUGAGGAAGCUCUCUUUCUCUAAUAUUUACUCUUUAGUGUACUUAUAGUAUUUACAGUGCUUACAGACUUACAGUAUAGUACAUUCAUGCUUACAUUCUCUUAGAAAUAAUUCUGAUAAGAUACUUAAUUUAAGCAGCAUAUUUUUAUUGGUCAUUUCAGACAAGUUUCACUGAUAUCACAUUUUCUCUGGAUUUUUUUACUACAAGGUAUUUCAUAGUUGGAUGUAUAUAUAUUCUGGUAUCACUUCAGUACUUUCUGGUUACAUAUAAGCAAUUUUCUUCAAUUAUACACGAUCGAUUUUGCACCAACAUACUGACUUGUCCUGCUGCAAGACUGUAAAACCACAACAGAAGUUUGUCUUCUUGCAAGCAACUCAAUUAGUUCAACAUUAGCUGUCUGUAUUUUAGUAUGAAGAAAAUCUGAGUCAAGGCCCAAUCCAGAAUAAGGUUAAUCCAGUUGGGAUUGUAGCACUUACAUGCAACACUUAAAUAGUACAAUUUAUACAGCUGAUACAGGAUACCCAUAGUCACUUUCCUCAGUAUACCCAGUUUUUAUUGGAUAGGAGAGCAAAAACUCAACUAUUAAUUAUUUUUCAACCUGAGCUCUCAUUCACUGAACAUACUAUUUUGGAAACAGCAGGGACUAAAAUGUAUGGGAAUUUAUGAAACUGUGGCCAACAGUUAAAAAUGCUGUUCAAGCAAAUGUUCCUGGAAUGAUAUCCAGAAUUCCCAAACACCAUCCAUACUGACAGUGACACGUGCACCUUGAUGCAUCUCAGCAGACUGAUCUCCUGUGGUUGUCAGGUUUUGGUGAUACUGCUCUGUGGUUCAUGAAAUUUUGGCCUGUCAGUGCUAAGUGUGUAGAAGAACAUAGACUUCGCUUAAACUUUUCCUUCAGAAAUUCUAAUCAAUUUGUAGUACUUAGAGUAAAAAGGGGGAAAGGAUAUUCUUGACAACUAUUAACAGAGGAUUUCAGUUUAAGAAGUACUGCCUUCACAACCAAAAGUUACAUUAGUAAUCAUACAGCUUGCCUUCAUUUGUCAUUACAUUCCCCAAAAUUAAAAGAUAAAACAUUCCAAGAGUUCUUACGGUAUUCUGUUGAUUGGCAUGUAAAAACCUAGGCACCUUUGAUCCCAACACCCUUGAAAACUAUGGGAAGACUGCAUUGAUUUCAUUUGAGGCAGGUUUUCUUCGCAGCAUUCUAAAUUGUGUGACUGCUGUGGAGCAAACCGAUCUGCAAAAGCAGAUGUUUCUGCCAGUGAGCAUACAGCAAUUGGAGCAUUCACCAUCAGAAAACAGCUGCUUCGUACUCUAAAUUUUAGUGGGAAGGGCUGGGAAGAGAUGUGUCUUUGGGCACUGAUUUCAUGUAUCUCACGUUAUUGAGAGCAAGUCAAAGAUGAGCUUUUUUUCACUGCUCCAAUAAAAAGUCUAAAUCUUUCUAUGUUGGUUGAAAGAUUAAUUGUAAACAUUCUGAUUUUACUAAAGCUGUGUAAAGUAUCUGAAGUGGUCUAAAUGGUGGCAGGUGGCAUGUGAUACAUUUUCUAGGUGAUACUAAUAAAUGCUAUUCUUCAAGAUUGAUAGUGUCAUUCUUACAGUUAAUUUUCAUUGCGUUUGAGUUUUUAUUGUUUCCAUAUAUGGAGAGAAAAUGAAAUAUUCAUUACAGGUCAUAAAUGGGCAGCUUUCACCUUAACACUCGAAGCAUCAGGCUGAAUAUUGACCUGCCAAAUGCUAAAGAGCUCCAGCACCUUAAAAUGAAAAAACACACUUGCUUUUUAAUUAAAGCCUUUUCUUGAUAGAGAAAGAUUUGUAUGGAAUCCAAACCCUCUCUGUUAUUGACAUCUUUCACAUGCCUGAAUGAUGUAGCAAGAUGAAGCUGCUCCAUUUUUGGUUUGAGAAUCAGCACCACAAGAUGGUUUUUUAUCAUAAAAUACUGAAAAUGCAUUUAAGAACAGUUCUUAAUAGGUUACUUAAUGCAUUUUGAAUAAAUCACCUUAGAAACCUGUGGGGAAAAAAAAAGACUGAGGAAAACAAUUAAAGCUGGGUAAUUAAUGAACUUAAGGUAAAGUAAUUUUGUGGACUUGGAAAGCUGGACAAUGAGUUCUCAUUCAAGCUGCAAGAGAUAUGGAACAAAUCAGAAACUAGCAAUAAAUAGUUUUACACAUUUUUUUCCUCUCUCAGACAGUAACUUUCACUUUCAUAAACAGAGGCACAUUCAGAUUCCAGGCAAGCCCCACUAAAGCACAGACACUGUGUUUUCCAGUAGGUAAAGAAUAAUCUUCUCAGUGGCUGGAUUAAAGGCAACAGCUUUAGACAAAUACAUAGGCAGGAUAAAUCUUGUUAAACUCAUCA